AUGGUCCCAGAGUCUACGCUUGAUACUUCGUGGGUCGAGAGACGGCAUCCCCUAAUAGCGCUCCCAGAUAGCCCAACGCAACAGGAAUACCGUACUUUAACGUCGCUAAUUAAGGAGAAUACACCCGAAUUCGCGGAUUGGGCUACACAUAAGGAGAUUACCGUGAUUGCCGCUGGCCUCUGUCAAGCUUUCUCCUUAAUAAAGCCAGAAUUCUUUAAAGCAACAAGGAAUCAUACUAAUGCGGUCGAGCAGACCCAUUAUAAGUCUUACUGGAUGGGUACCCGGGAUUCGCUUCUUCAGGCUGUUCAAUCGUCGAGGAUCCUUGAUCAAACUGAUAUAGAUCAGUACCAUGGCCGGGAAAACUUCGAUAUUUUACCUAGAUAG
Molecule: messenger RNA, 384 nt
Organism: Penicillium canescens
Lineage: Eukaryota; Fungi; Ascomycota; Eurotiomycetes; Eurotiales; Aspergillaceae
Exons: 3
Coding region: 1-384 (127 amino acids)
Source: RefSeq, a predicted model, not a curated record